CAAGAAUCACGAGGGAUACGCCAGAGGCUCGUGACAAGUCACGUGAUUCACCGGAUUUAAACGUCAGACUCGGGAAGGCGAAAGCAGUUUAAGAAAGGUGCACGUGUAGUGUAAUUGUUAUUCGGUACACCGGACAAGCAGACAACAGGAAGUGAUGUGGUGUGUGCUGUUGCUGGUAUCUGGGCUGCUGUCAAUCAGCUGGGCCCGGCCCCGCCUACCUCCGCUCUCCCAUGAGAUGGUAAACUACAUCAAUGAGGCCAACACUACAUGGAAGGCUGGCCACAACUUUCAUAAUGUGGACUACAGCUAUGUCAAGAAGCUGUGUGGCACCCUGCUCAAAGGACCCAAACUCUUCACCAUGGUGCAGUAUACAGGGGACAUGGCGCUGCCUAAGAACUUUGACCCCAGACUGCAGUGGCCCAACUGCCCCACUCUGAAGGAGGUCAGGGACCAGGGCUCCUGUGGCAGCUGCUGGGCAUUUGGUGCUGCGGAGGCCAUCUCAGACCGUGUGUGUAUCCACAGCAAUGCCAAAGUCAGCGUGGAGAUCUCCUCGGAAGACCUGCUCAGCUGUUGUGAAAGUUGUGGCAUGGGAUGUAAUGGUGGUUACCCCUCUGCUGCGUGGGACUUCUGGACUAAAGAGGGGUUGGUCUCUGGAGGACUCUAUGACUCUCACAUUGGUUGCAGGCCCUACUCUAUCUCUCCCUGUGAGCACCAUGUCAACGGCACACGACCCCCCUGUAAAGGAGAGGAGGGUGACACCCCACAAUGUACCAACCAGUGUGAGCCGGGAUACACACCUGGCUACAAGCAGGACAAGCACUUUGGUAAGCGUUCGUACAGUGUGCCCUCUGAUGAGAAGGAGAUCAUGAAGGAGCUCUACAAGAAUGGGCCUGUAGAGGGUGCUUUCACUGUCUAUGAAGACUUCCUGCUCUACAAGUCUGGUGUAUACCAGCAUGUCUCUGGUAGUGCAGUAGGAGGCCAUGCCAUUAAGGUCCUAGGCUGGGGAGAGGAGGGGGGAACGCCUUACUGGCUGGCUGCUAACUCCUGGAACACUGACUGGGGAGAUAAUGGUUUCUUCAAGAUCGUGCGAGGUGAGGACCACUGUGGCAUCGAGUCCGAGAUGGUGGCUGGCAUCCCUUUGUAACAUGACAAUGUUAACGGGAUGUGAUGAGGCGGCUGCAGAUUUCCUGUCCACUAGACGGAGACCCGGCAACUCUGUAGUUCCAAAAUAAUUUAAGAGAAGGAAACUCCACCCUAUCAGAGGGAAAGAUGGAGCUACUGCCAUAUUGCUCAUACCUGUCCUAUUCUGAUUUGCUUCAGAUCUGAGUAGUGUGUAAGAGUAGUGGCUAGGGUUCUAUUUGGACCAUGACUUAGUCUAUUUGUAACUUUUUUUGAACUACAGGACAGAACACUACUGUCUGUGGUACAGUGUUACCAGUGUUACAUGUAUGACCAGCUGUCUCGGGGUGGCUCUGGGUCAAUGUCACACCGGGUGUCUAGUGGCUUCCUCUUGUAUCUGACAACACAGAAUGGGUGAAGGCAAUAUGGAGGAUCCCUGUGAUGUAUAUGCUUUCACCUGUCCAGUUGUGUUGUCAGUGCAGGGAGAAUAAUCACUAUAGACUAUUGAGACCGUCCCCAGUGAGUGAGUAGGAUGUUGCCAGUGAUGGCAAGGUCACCAGCUAUGCUAAAAUACUUCUGUCCCAGUAUGCAUUUAUUUAAUUAUGCUUUUUAAAGUGUUAAACCCCUUUUUUUUAUAAAAUAUUUUUCAUUCGACGUGAUCAGUUGUGCACAUUUUGUUAACUUGGAUCAUCAUUGAGAAAUGGAUGAUUUUUUUUUUUUUGUAGUGAUGGGUUGUGAUUUGAAUGAUUUUUCUUCUAAUGGUUCUCUCCUUACUCUGAUCAAGUUUUCUGAGAUGCUUGUUUGAGUUGCAUGAUGAAAUAAAAGUUUACAUGUUUGA
Oncorhynchus keta (chum salmon) is the source of this 1957-nucleotide messenger RNA. RefSeq names its product cathepsin B-like. Gene Ontology annotation, biological process: regulation of catalytic activity. The transcript has 9 exons. The record is from RefSeq and is a predicted model, not a curated record. The coding region runs from base 155 to 1144 and encodes 329 amino acids. Lineage: Eukaryota; Metazoa; Chordata; Actinopteri; Salmoniformes; Salmonidae. Gene Ontology annotation, cellular component: lysosome. Gene Ontology annotation, molecular function: cysteine-type endopeptidase activity.